UUCCUCGUAAAAUUUUCCGCACUCUGCUACGCUACAUUCUACGCAAGUAGUAUGUCGUUGCUGUUGUGACGUGUUAUAUAUUUUUUUUUUCAAGAAAAUAUUUGGCGGGUGUUGCGUGCGGUGGAAAAGACGGCGCAAAAAACGGCAGAAAAUGAUGCAGGAUGAAGACUUGGGUGGUUCAGUGAGAAGAAAUGUCUUUAGUCAAGGGAUAAUAAGAAUAUCACAGAUAUAUCAGCGAUACUUGGAUCAAUGGACUCCCCACGUAAUAUCGCGAUGGAUAUUUGCUUUAUUCCUAUUAGUACUUUUUAUUCUACGUGUAUUUAUCUCUCAAGGGUGGUAUAUCGUCACGUACGCUCUAGGAAUCUAUCACCUCAAUUUAUUCAUAGCAUUCCUUACUCCAAAAAUUGAUCCUGCCAUGGAUUUUGAUGAUGGAGAAGGUCCAGAGUUACCUACAAGAUCAAACGAAGAGUUCAGGCCAUUCAUUAGAAGAUUACCUGAAUUUAAAUUUUGGUACUCUGUUACAAGAUCUACGGUCGUUGCCAUGAUAUGUACCCUAUUCGAUUGCUUUAACAUACCAGUAUUUUGGCCGAUACUUGUUAUGUAUUUCAUAACACUGUUUUGUAUCACAAUGAAGCGGCAAAUCAAGCAUAUGAUCAAGUACAGGUAUCUGCCUUUCACCCAUGGCAAACCGAAAUAUCAGAACCAUGAAGACAUUCGCGGUUAAUAUCGUCAAAAUAAAUGCAAGUAAAGAAUAUAUUGUGCCUGUACAGGAGGGAGGAGACAUCGUGAGCGUGUACAUUUUUAUUUCUCCCAGUACAGGGCGAGGAAUACUAGCGAGAAGAGAAAGAGAAAUCGAAAUUUUUUUUAUGCCAUUAAAGGAAAAGGAUAUUGCCUUGUACAAGAAAGGAUCGAGUCCUCGGAAGGACUUGUAACUCUAAAAUAUACAAUGUAUGGUAUAUAAACUGGAGUAUCUUAAUAUAUUUGUAUCAUAAAACUUGUACAAAAUAUUGUUAGUUCUUAUCUCAUUAAAAAAAAAAAAGUGAGGAAAAGAAAUAAUAUGGUCACAUCCGAUAUCGAAUGCAGUUGUCAACGUAGACGAGUGUAACAAGUUCAUAUACACAUAAACGAUUUCUUUACUUGACGGGUGCUUUCCAUUUAAUUUGCCGUCUCCAUCUCUCUCGAUAUCUCAAAUCACUUAAUUUUACUUAGGGAAUCUACCAAAAUAUCGAAAAAAAAGUUAAUUUUACUCGUUAAAUUACAUGGAAAUGUAUCUCUAGAAUGUACUUAUAUGUACGCGAAUAUAUCUGGGAAUAUACGUAUAAUAAAAUCAAUUCAUCUCUC
Molecule: messenger RNA, 1341 nt
Organism: Vollenhovia emeryi
Lineage: Eukaryota; Metazoa; Arthropoda; Insecta; Hymenoptera; Formicidae
Product: protein RER1
Exons: 6
Coding region: 152-724 (190 amino acids)
Biological process (GO): retrograde vesicle-mediated transport, Golgi to endoplasmic reticulum; protein retention in ER lumen
Cellular component (GO): Golgi membrane
Source: RefSeq, a predicted model, not a curated record